Molecule: messenger RNA, 1948 nt
Organism: Zonotrichia leucophrys gambelii
Lineage: Eukaryota; Metazoa; Chordata; Aves; Passeriformes; Passerellidae
Gene: PBDC1
Product: polysaccharide biosynthesis domain containing 1
Exons: 6
Coding region: 43-570 (175 amino acids)
Cellular component (GO): cytoplasm
Source: RefSeq, a predicted model, not a curated record
GCUGUCCCCUCCCGUGCCGGUGCCCCUCCCCUUCCGGCAGCGAUGGCGGCGGCGGGACUGGCGGGGCUGGGUCCCGGCGAGGCCGCGGCGGCCGCUCAGGCGCUGUCGCUGCCCGCGGAGAGCUUCGGCAACGACCCCCGCGUGGAGCUGGCCUGGGCCAUGAAGGCGCAUCAGCACGCUGAGGUCUACUUCAACCUCAUCUCCUCCGUGGAGCCCAAGUUCCUGAAGCUCACCCAGGUGGACGAGCGGAUCUAUGAGGAAUUCCGCAGAACCUUCCGGAACCUGCGCGUGGACGUGCUGGACCCCGAGGAGCUGAAAUCUGAGGCAGCCAAGGAGAAGUGGCGCCCGUUCUGCCUCAGCUUCGAGGGCGUGGUGGAGGAUUUCAACUUCGGGACUCUGCUGCGCUUGGACUCGCGCGGGGAAUACUCGGAGGAAAAUUCCAUCCUGGCCACCAGGAUCCAGUUCCUGGCCAUCGAGAUCGCCCGGAACAGGGAGGGCUGCAAUGAACACGUGCACAGGAGGGGAAGAGGGGAAGGGAUGGGGGAGAGGAGCCACGGGGUGGAAUCCUGAAAUAAAUCCUGAAAAACUGCCAUGAAUCCUGAAAGAACUUCUAUAAAUCCUGAAAAACUGCAGUAAAUCCUGAAAAACUGCCAUGAAUCCUGAAAACACUUUUAUAAAUCCUGAAAAACUGCAGUAAACCCUGAAAAACUGCAAUGAAUCCUGAAAGAACUUCAAUUAUACUGAAAGGACUUCUAUAAAUCCUGAAAGGAUUCAAUGAAUCCUGAAAAACUGCAAUAAAUCCUGAAAGAACUUCUAUAAAUCCUGAAAAACUGCAGUAAAUCCUGAAAAACUGCAAUAAAUCCUGAAAAACUGCAAUGAAUCCUGAAAGGACUUCUAUAAAUCCUGAAAAACUGCAGUAAAUCCUGAAAAACUGCAAUGAAUCCUGAAAGAACUUCAAUUAUACUGAAAGGACUUCUAUAAAUUCUGAAAGGAUUCAAUGAAUCCUGAAAAACUGCAAUAAAUCCUGAAAAACUGCAGUAAAUCCUGAAAACACUUUUAUAAAUCCUGAAAAACUGCCAUGAAUUCUGAAAUGACUUUUAUAAAUCCUGAAAGGAUUCAAUGAAUCCUGAAAAACUGCAAUAAAUCCUGAAAGAACUUCAAUUAUACUGAAAGGACUUCUAUAAAUUCUGAAAGGAUUCAAUGAAUCCUGAAAAACUGCAAUAAAUCCUGAAAACACUUUUAUAAAUCCUGAAAAACUGCAGUAAACCCUGAAAAACUGCAAUGAAUCCUGAAAAAACUUCAAUUAUACUGAAAGGACUUCUAUAAAUUCUGAAAGGAUUCAAUGAAUCCUGAAAAACUGCAAUAAAUUCUCAAAGAAUUCCUAUAAAUCCUGAAAAACUGCAGUAAAUCCUGAAAAACCUCAAUAAAUCCUGAUAAAACUGCACUAAAUCCUGAAAGAAUUCAAUAAAUCGUGACAGGAUUCAAUAAUCCUGAAAGAACUUCGGUAAAUCCUAAAAUGAUUUUAAUAAAUCCUAAAAGGACUUUUAAAAGAACUUAAAUAAAUCCUAAAAUUACUUUUAUAAAUCCUGAAAGAACUUUAAAAAAUCCUAAAAUGAUUUUAAUAAAUCCUAAAAGACCUUGAAUAAAUCCUAAAAGAACUUUUAUAAAUCCUAAAAUGAUUUUAAUAAAUCCUAAAAUGAUUUUAAUAAAUCCUAAAAUUCCUGCUAUAAAUCCAGAAAUGAAUUUAAUAAAUCCUAAAAGAACUUUAAUAAAUCCCAAAAUUAUUUUAAUAAAUCCUAAAAGUUCCCUAAACUGUAGAUUUUUUUUUCCUUAAAACUUAUUUAAACCUAAAAACCCCAAAACCCCCAAACCUCCCACCCCAAAACCUCAACCACAACAUUUCCAGUAUUUUUUUAAUAAAAAAUGAAAUAAACCAAACUGCAACCCA